Messenger RNA from Haliotis rubra (blacklip abalone), 1810 nucleotides. Its product is annotated as sulfotransferase 1C2-like. Bases 336 to 1253 code for a protein of 305 amino acids. The record is from RefSeq and is a predicted model, not a curated record. Gene Ontology annotation, molecular function: sulfotransferase activity. The transcript has 6 exons. NCBI's taxonomy places the organism in Eukaryota, Metazoa, Mollusca, Gastropoda, Lepetellida, Haliotidae. Gene Ontology annotation, biological process: sulfation. Gene Ontology annotation, cellular component: cytoplasm.
GAAAUUCAACUGGAAAGUCCGUUGCCCAAGGUUGCCCUAAAACCUUACCUACCUAACUAUUCUGCAAAGGUUUGUUAUCUCAUGAACAUGCCAGAUCCAUGACCUGCAUAAACAGCCUUGAUAUGAGCGUGUCAGGUUGAGUGAAAUAGCUGUUAGGUGUCCCCCCGAGGAUCUCGGCUCAAAACUCUCGCGUAGUGCUGUCUGGCCCUGCUCCCCGUGAACCAACACUUACAAACUCAAUGCUAGCACUGCCCACUGUAUAUUAAUAGAAAAUUGGAACAUUCCUUCUUCAGGAUAAUAGCAAAGUCAAGCGAGGCGUACGUGUUGUGAUCAAUAUGGAAAGUCAGCGAACUCCUGCGAUUCUGGACUACCGGAAUGAGAAUGGUCAUGGAUGGUCCUUCUACAAAAAUGACGGCAUCCUCCGGACGAUUGACACAACCAUUGAGGAUGACAAGGAACUGAUCCGAAAAGUUCAGAAAUUCGAACUGAGGGACGAUGACAUGAUGAUAGCGGCAUAUCCCAAAUGCGGUACACACUGGUUGUGGGAAAUCGUCAACAUGCUCAGGGCCGGUAACUCUGAGUACAACAAAAAGACGAAGGGGUUCGCCAUGUUGGGGAUGCCGAUGUUUGACCGGGCUGAUGAACUCCCCUCCCCGAGAGUUCUAAACUCACAUCUAAAUUUCCGUCAUCUGCCGGAGAAAAUGGCGGAGAAGCGGAUUAGAACAAUCUUGAUCCUGCGAAAUCCCAAAGAUGUCAGCGUAUCCUACUAUUGCAUGAUCAACGGAUUCAAAGAUAGUUUUGGGUUUGACGGGACGUAUUCAGAAUUUCUGGAUCUGUUUCUGGAAGGAAAAAUUCCCGAUGGGACUUAUGCCGACUACGUGAAGGAUUGGCUGCAAGUGAAACGGAAUCAGCCUGAUUUGCCUGUCUUGACAUUGUUUUAUGAAAGUUUGAAAAAGGAUCCUAUUAAAAACAUCAAAAUGGUUGCCAACUUCAUUGGAGUGUCUGUCAGCGAUGAACUAUGUGAGCAAAUAGCAGAAGCCUGCAGCAUUAAGAAGAUGAGGACGGCAGAUGCACAGGUGAAGGAGCAGAUAUUUAAAUUAUCUGAAAACUGGAAGGGAGGUCAAAAAGGAAUCUAUCGGAAAGGUGAAGUUGGGGACUGGAAGAACUGGAUAACUGUUGCUGAAAACGAGAGAUUUGAUGACGUCAUAGAGAGAACAUUUGAAGGCACAGGAAUUGUAUUCAUGUAUGAUUAGAUUAGAUAACAGGCUAACAGAUGAUCAUAAUAACUUCGUACAACGCAGACUUGAAUUAUGAUUAUUGUCUAACACAGGAUUUACACAGUGUCCUCUGGAUAAAUCUUCGGUGAAACUAGCUAGGACAAUGUGCCGAGGGAACAAGGAACAUAACCAGAUGGAAUCUCGGAUUCAAAUCAAGGUCAGGAUUCUGCUACAACUAAAGAGCGCUGCAAAUGUUACUCAACUUCUGUAGUCUUUCCCUAAUAUACACAUAUAUUGUGACAGGUACUGAGCAAAUGUUAACCAUGUUAUGUAAUCGUCCUCUUGUAAUCAAUACAUUGUCAAAUUAUGUAGUUUUCGCCUUGUACAUAAACACAUUGUCACAGAGAUUGGUCAAAUGUUACCAAAUUAUGUAGUUCCCACUUUGUACAUAAAUGUCACAAGAUCUGGCGACCCAUCAGUCGAGCACACAAUCACAGGUUCUGGAAUUGUUAAAGGACGCAACCCUUUACAUCAGUCACCUGACCAGACGUGAGAUUUAUAUUACAUAAAGAAUUAAUAAACGGUUAACGGCA